This is a messenger RNA of Synchiropus splendidus (mandarinfish), 4676 nucleotides long. RefSeq names its product protein-glutamine gamma-glutamyltransferase E-like. Gene Ontology annotation, molecular function: protein-glutamine gamma-glutamyltransferase activity. The coding region runs from base 793 to 2979 and encodes 728 amino acids. The transcript has 20 exons. The record is from RefSeq and is a predicted model, not a curated record. NCBI's taxonomy places the organism in Eukaryota, Metazoa, Chordata, Actinopteri, Syngnathiformes, Callionymidae. Gene Ontology annotation, biological process: peptide cross-linking.
AUGACUCAGCAGUUCCGCUACAUUCCCGCGGCCUCAGAGCGAGACCAAAGACAACUAAGUUAUUUAUUUAAAUGGACGUUUCCCUGGAUGAAAGACUCUGCUUUUGAUACCAAGGUCUCUCUUUUUUUAUGUUUGAUACCAGCUGAUUUUGUUGUUGCCAAAAAUAAACAGAAAUAUUUGUGAGGUCAGCUCUGUGGUGUGUUUGGAAGAGGAGACCCUUUGUUGGGAGUUCUUUGUGGGAACUGGAGCGUUUGGGAACAUGUGAUGCCGCCAAUAUGGAGCGGAGGUCGGUGGCAGUCAGGACCCCUCCAGCAGGUCCCGGGGUCCGAUCAGUGGCCAGGGCCUGGAGCCUGACUAGAGCUUCCUGCCCCUCCACUCUGGAACCUGCGUUUGCUUCCAGUGAAUAACUAUGAGAGACGAAAGUCAUGCUGAGUGUUCAUAUUUAUCACGAAUCAUAGAAUGGUGUAAUGGCUAGGGACGCUCGUGUCACGUGACGGAUUCCCGCGCUGCAAGAAAAGAUGGCGGCGCAGGUGUUGACGUCGAGCUGCACUGCUCUCAGGAGGCCAGGCAACUUGGGGUCUCAGCGGAUGAUUGACAGAGGUUCCAAACAGGACGUGAUGUGGACCAGCGCGUGCUUUCGACAGAAAGUGAACAACCACAGAUGGAAGAGGCUGUGUUUGUCCAGGAAGUUACAGGAAGGUGACUCACCAGCGCAGGAAGCCCAGGCAGAAUGGAACGGCAAGAUCCAGGACUUCCCUGGAACUGGACCUGUUGGCAGUUUGCAGACACACGAUGGACUUCUCUCAGCAAACACUUGCCAGCAGUGGCAUGGAACGCUGCAGACUGAAAAUGGUGAACUUCCAGAUUCAGCAGAACCACAUCUCGCACGAGACGCAAGGACUCGGCAGGAAUGUUCUGGUGGUCCGCCGAGGAAAACCCUUCAAACUUACACUGGUGUUCCGCAGCCGGCUGUGGAAUCCUGAUGUGGAGAACCUGCUUCUGGAGGUUCUGCUGCUAGAUGAGCUGUCGGAGCAGAUCCCGGUCCAGUUCUCCAACCUGUGGUUGGACUCCCUCUGCUGGUCUGCGAGAGUCUAUCCUGGUGACAUCCAUUCGCACUCAGUUACCGUCCACAUCCGCUCACCGGUGCUGUCAGCGGUGGCUCUGUAUCAGCUCUUCAUUCACAUCGAGACUCCCUGGGACAGACGCAGCUACAAAGCAGGAAAUUUUGUGCUGCUUUGCAAUCCCUGGUUGGAAUCUGAUCCAGUCUACAUGCCACUGGAGGUCCAACUGCAAGAGUACGUCAAGAGCGACUUUGGUGUGGUCUUCAUGGGCACCAACACCAACGUCUCCAAACGUCCCUGGUGUUUCGGACAGUAUGAUCCCGGGGUACUGGAGGCCUGUCUGAAGCUCUUGGAGGUCAGCCCGCAGCACCUCAGGGACAGGUGUAUGGACUACUUGAGAAGAGCUGACCCAGUCUACCUGUGCAGGGUUCUUUGUGCCAUGGUGAACUCCAACGAUGACAUGGGCGUGCUGGAGGGCAGGUGGCAAGGCAGCUAUAGAGAUGGUGUCAAACCCACCGAGUGGAGUUGCAGCACCGACAUCCUGCGGCACUGGGUGGCAUCCAGGUGCAAGCCGGUUCGCUACGGCCAGUGCUGGGUGUUUGCAUCCGUGCUCUGCACAGUGUUACGGGUGUUGGGCGUUCCCUCCAGGGUGGUGACAGUUUUUAACUCCGCCCACGAUGGUGAUGGAAACCUGGUGACGGAAGAGUUUUACUCCAGCACCGGCGAGAAUCUUGGCCUCUCAAAGGACAGCAUUUGGAACUUCCAUGUGUGGGUGGAGUGCUGGAUGAGGCGGCCAGACCUUGGCCCGCAGUUUGAUGGUUGGCAAGUUGUGGAUCCGACGCCUCAAGAGAAGAGUGCAGGGACCUACUGCUGCGGCCCAUGUCCUGUGGUGGCCGUGCAACAGCACUGCUUCGGCGCUCCCUUCGAUACCUCCUUCAUCUAUGCAUCCGUGGACUCUGACGUCGUACGGAUGAUAGUGCGGGACGGCUUGGUGGUGGGCAGGACAGUGGACACUGAGUGGGUGGGACAACUCAUCUACACCAAACGCAUUGGUUCUGAUGGACCAGAGAACCUGACGCACACCUACAAGAGGAAGAAGAGACAGACAGUAAAUGGUGGAAGAAUGGGCGCAUUCACAGAACACAGUUUUGUUGCAAGUCCUUCUCUCCAAUCUGAUCCUGUCAAUCAAACUGCACUGAUGUCGGAUACAGCUCAGCUCUUCGGCGCGUCCAGAUCAGCUGGAGCACAAGGACUGUCACCAGGUUUGGAGGUGUCCCUGAGCCUGGACGGCGUGCCCAUAGUAGGAAACACCAUCAACUUACAAGUGACACUCACCAAUCGGUCCACUGGCUCCAGAGUGGUGAGGGAGCACCUGAGCGCUCAGGUGAAGAAGUACCACCGCAGCCCUCUGGAGACUUUAUGGAAGGAACACAGAGAUGUUCAGCUGCAGCCACUUCAGGAGUUGGUCCUACGCCACUCCAUCCGUCCCUCCGUGUAUGAGUCGGUCCUGGCAGGUGACGACAUCAUGAAGGUGGUGGUGGUUGUGAAGGACUUGAAAAGCAAGGAGCGAGUUCUGGACACGCUGGACUUUGAUGUCAGCUCACCACAGAUCCACUUUGAGGUCGAAGGUGGUGACACUGUACAGGUGAAGACGUCAACCACCGUCCUGGUCUCCUUCACCAACAGACUGUCCAAAGCUCUGAGUGCAGCCGUGCUGACCGUGGAAGGGUCCGGGCUGCUGACGGGACAACAACAAUCCAGGAUGCUCCUGCUGCAGCCGAGUGAUGUGAUCGCGAAGAAGGUCUCCAUCACACCGUCCUCACCUGGAACUAAACUUCUGAUGGCCACCUUCUCUCACGGGAAAAGCCCCAGUGUCGUCUCCAGAUGUUUCCACAAGGUCUCCGUCACAGACGACUGAGCUGACCACGUCGACCUGCGAAGCCUCUCCUGAAGACGAAUUAUUCCUCGCCGAACAUGCUCCCUCAUUAAAGUCGCCUUUACUUUCCCACCGAGGAACGUUUGACAAAUUCCUGCUGGUUCUGGGACCAACACGGAGCUAUUUUUGGUCUGUUUCAUCGGGGUACCACUGUCCAACUUUCCCGAGUCACAGAUUAAUGAGAUGACUUAGAGUUGUGGUGGAGGAGUUGUAGACCUCCUGGUGGUUGUGAUCUACCGGCCACUGUAACCACUUCUCCUGACCGUGGCGCAGAAACCAUCAAGUUACAUUAAGGCUGCAGCAGCAAGAUUUCUUUUGAACUCAUUUCUGUUUCUUUUUCUGCCUCUCACGCACUAAGGAGUGUUGAACAGGGAGCGAGAUCUCGCAGGAGUGUGGAAUGUAAAUACACGGCUGCUGAUUGAUGCUCCAUAUGAUCAUGAAUAUUAAUAGCGCUUCUGUCGCCGGCACCAGUGAGCAGCGGAUAAUUCAGACCAACGUAAAAGUGUGAAAGAUUUUCCUGCUCUUGGAGCGACUCCAGCUUCAUCAUCAGCUCAAAUGUAGUUUUCAGUCAGAUGCUUUAAUUUCACGCUGAGCGCAUUUCAAUACCGACGCAAGGACGCAGGCGGAGAAGGACAAAGAGGAAAUAUGAGGUUUCACUUUUUAUUGGCUGAAAAGAAAGUGGAGCCUGAUUGUCACGAGGAGCAAAUGGAAGCAAUUUCUGUCCAACUAAGGAGAGCACGUUUUUAUUAAUCCUCUUGUGUGGGGGAAAAACGCAGACACGUAAAGGGAUUUUUUUCUGGCUCAUUUUUAUUUUCUCCAACUUUUUUGAAAUAUCGAUUGAGCACAUACAAAUUUUCUUUGUUGUGGACUUUUUAGUGAUUUAUCUGAUGGCAGUUGGUUUUAUAACUAUUUUUAAUAAUAUAUUUAAUAUGCUUUUUUCAUUUUCAGUUUAUUUUUUUCCCUCCUCAGUAAUUCGUCUUUCAAUAUAAAAUAAUGGUCAUUUUUGUUUUGUACUGCUAACAGUAUUUUUCUCCUAAGCUAUUUUGCAAGGUCCCAGGCAGCACUGAUGCCCAUGUCGGCCCUCAGUCUGUUCUUGCCUGGCUGCAGAGGAGCCGUGACUGCCAUAUAAUAAGACUUAGGUCAUGAAAAGAAAUGAAAUGAAAAAGUCAGAUGUUGCCUCCGAAGUGAGCUGUGUGUCUUCAGUGGCAUGGAAGUCAGAAACAUCUUCACCGGAGAACCGUGUGCGCUGUGGCUUCAGGAAAUGAUGAAAACACAAACAACUGGGUCAGAGUGAACAAGAAGAGACUUGAGAGGGCCUCCAGUUCAACCUAAAUUAAAGUGAGGAGAAACAUUUGAAAACAAUUAUUUUCGUGGGAAGGUUGGCAGCUGUUUCAGAGCCUCUCCUCAUUUUCAAAAGCUCUUCAUUUGAAAUAGCCGGCCAUGAUUCUCAGCGUCUCCACCUGAGUCUCACUGCGGUCUGGCUUUCGAGGGGGACUUCUGUCUGUGGACCUGAAGGCCUGCGGGGAGUUGAAAACACGCAGGAGCUCCAGCUGCGGAUCCAGGCGUUCACCUUCUCCACACGUCUUUGACUGGCGCUGUCAAUGUUUCGUUUUGUUUUGCUCCAAGUUAAAAAGCCAGUGAGCACUGCUCGUCCUGUUUGGUCCUGUAUGAUGGAUGGA